Molecule: messenger RNA, 489 nt
Organism: Symbiodinium pilosum
Lineage: Eukaryota; Dinophyceae; Suessiales; Symbiodiniaceae
Source: the annotation of a GenBank genome assembly
AUGGUUCUGCGGCGGCAGACAAAGGCGGUGGGGCAAGUCAGCAGGCAUACGCACCAUGCAAAAUCACGCCACCUGAGCCGGGCCGCUGCUUUGACGCCUUCUGUGUUGUCGGCUUUGAUUUUGCAAUCGUCGUGGGCCAGCAACCAACAGCCUCACGUCAGGGCCCGCGCAAAACUGAUCAUCAGCCAACUCACCAUCCGCGACCAGCUGGCUUUUCCCAGCGUGCCCUGCCAUGACUGGGCAUCCGAAUUCCAGAGCUUGACCUUUCGGCGGCCAAUGUUGCAUUUGAUUCUGGGCAGUAAUAAGAGCUUUGGUCUCAAGCUUGUGGAUGCGUUAUGGGCAGCCGAACUUGGAGACCUCUCGCGACUGCGGCGGUACUUGCACGACCCCGAGAGUGCUGAGGAGAUUCUGCGGAUUUGCCGAGAUGUACAGCGUGCUGAGGCAGACGCGAGCCGCAGACUUCGCAUCAUGCAGCCCGGCAAUGAGUGA